GCCGAACGUGUCCCGCUCAGCCUCAAUCAAGCACCCUCUUCACUCUUCGCUCUUCCCUCGUCUUUCUUUCUUCUCUCUCUUCUUCAACCAUUCUCUCUCCUCCCCUCCCAUCCCUCCUCUUGCGGAGGCCACCGCUUCUCCUCUGCUCAAAGGACCCUGUGUCUACCCGUGGGAGACCUCGCGGGAUGGGAUUGGAGUUGAUGUCGUAGUCGAGAGUGUGUAUGUAUCGCUCUCUGUCCUUCGUUGAUCAACAACAAAAUACACCUACAUCUGGGUCGAGCAUAUACCGAGCCAGAAACGAACCGACCGGUUUAUGUUUUGGUGAUAUCUAAGAACACCCUCACACGCAUUAGCCGGUCACUGUUCAAAGCAACAGUCGCACAACGGCUAAAGACCAACAUGCCAGAGCUCUGUGGCUGUCUCGGGUCAUCUCAAUCAAACGUCACGACGCAAGUCGCUGCAGACCCUGAAGCAGGAUUUGCUCGCAGAGUCGACGGCCAGGUCCAGCCCCCUCGGUAUGACGCGGUUGACUCCGGCUAUACUCCCGUCGUGCCUCUGCCGCGCUACACACCGCGGCCACUAAGUAUCCAUGAGAAGACUCUGGAAAACAACUUUCAAAACCAGAAUGGCCACAAUCAACCUGGACGUGGUUCCUUCGGUGCCCUAGAUGAGAAGAACAGACAAGACUUUGAAGAUGCUCCCGUCCAAUCGCACAGCACAGGUAGUAGCAGUGCAACAGUCACUGCCACAAUGGACGACGCAUCGUCUGCAUAUUCAUUCCCCAGCAGCUUCGGGCAUACAUCAACGGAGACGAGAGACACACUACCGCCGCCGUAUUCUUCGUGUGGAUCUUCCAUGUUCUCCAGAUCACGGGCAUCUUCGCUGCGAAGUCAUUAUCGAAAUAGCAUUUCAUCCAAUCGUCCACUGCCAAGUGAGCAAGCCCAGCAAACAGCAGCAGAUAUUGCGGCAGCGGCAAUCAUGCCUCCACCGAUGGCACAUGUGAAUCAUGCACCACCGAUGUUUGCACCGCCAGCAAUUCAUAUGCAUGGCCAUCAACGGCACAACAGCACCUAUCAGCCUCAACCUAGACAGUCUCACGACGGUCGCUGAGAGUGGCAAUCGAUAGCGAGCUUCUAAAAAUAAGAAUUAGACUCGGGAGUCGAAUAAACAUGGCUUGACAUUUGAAAUCAUAUCAUAAUUUCUUGGCUAGCUAAGACAGCUACUGAAUUCUUUUUCUAUUGUUCUAUGUUUCCUUAUCAUACCGAACAUUUACUCUAUAUUCUACAUGGUGACUUGAUUAGGCGUUCACUGGUGUUCAUCGGCAAGGAAUGGGUGGUGGAACUUAAUGGCGGGUUGUCUAUAUGCUGGUCUUUUGCACACGCAAUACAUACAUACGCGAAGGCACAUUUUAAUUUUUGUAGCCACUAUACAUAUCAUUUAUCUACUUGAAUUUUCAUCGAAGCCCUAGGUUCAAGAAAGCCAUCAUUGAGAGUAGCUUAGGGUGCCCCCUGCCAUUAUGACUCUACAGGUUCAAACAGUAAACAAAGAAAGCCCUUUACUCU
Messenger RNA from Talaromyces proteolyticus, 1562 nucleotides. RefSeq lists its product as uncharacterized. The record is from RefSeq and is a predicted model, not a curated record. The transcript has a single exon. NCBI's taxonomy places the organism in Eukaryota, Fungi, Ascomycota, Eurotiomycetes, Eurotiales, Trichocomaceae. The coding region runs from base 400 to 1110 and encodes 236 amino acids.